AACGAAAGCAACGUGUUGCCGCCCUCAAGACACCAACUGCCCUCUUUGGCUUGUGUGUCCCCGCUGGUGGCGAACCUGUGCCCAUCAUUGACGAGGAUGAGCUCCCCCAGGCCGUUCGAUUGACAAUGGCAGCCAUUGACAUUGCCGAUGACGAUUCCACAAAAGCUUGUCAACUCAAAGUCAUUCGUCGUCCCAUCUUUGAUGAAGACUCGGAUGAAGAAGAGUCUAUUGAUGAGGAGGAGAUGUCCAUGUACACGGAAGAGUACACACUCUGCACACUCAAGCCUGGCGUCAUCUACCAGCAGACACUCGAUGUGACCUUUUCCGAGGGUGAGAUGAUUUACUUUGCCUCGACGGGUGAUUGCGAUAUUCACAUCACGGGUAACUACAUGACACCUGUGGAUGAAGUCCCAGAAGGCUUCGACUCUGACUCUGAGGACGACGAGGAUGACCUUGACUCUGAGGAUGACGAAGAUGACGAGGACAUCUCCGAGUCUGACUUGGUUACUCUUGAAGCAGAGGAAGAUUCUGAAGAGGAGGAAGAUGUGCUUGAUGAGAUUGACGCACGCAUCUCUGCUCUUGAAGAAGCAGAAAACACUUCCAAGAAGUCCAAGAAGCGGCGUGUGUCGGCCGGCGACGAGGAUCUCGAUGCUGUGAUGGAUGAUGCCGCUGCAGAGGAACCCAAGAAACUCUCCAAGAAGGACCGCAAGAAGCUCAAGGCUGCCAAUGGUGAAGCUGUUGCUGCACCCGCCGCCGUCUCUGAGGACUCUGAGGAUUCCGCCAAAAAGUCAGUCUCCUUCAGCAAUGACACAAAACCCGCUGCAAAGCUGGUUGCUGGUGGUCUUGCCAUUGAAGACCGCAAGACCGGCGAGGGACCUAGCGUCAAAAGUGGCGCCAAGGUCGCUAUCCGAUAUGUCGGCAAACUCAAGUCAAAUGGCAAGCAAUUCGAUGCCAACAGCAAGGGCAAGCCAUUCACAUUUACCGUGGGUAAGGGUGAAGUCAUCAAGGGCAUGGAAGUCGGUAUCAUUGGCAUGAAGGCUGGUGGUGAGCGUCGUAUCACAGUCCCUGCAGCCAUGGCAUAUGGUAAGAAGGGCUUGCCUGGUAUCCCAGCGAAUUCCGACCUCGUCUUUGACUUGAAGCUCCUCAAGUUUUAAACAGCGCAGAUAGGAACCCUUUUAGAGUCUAGCAAAUCCUGAAUUGCCUUUUCUAUGAAAGUGGCACAUUGCAUAGCGUCUUGGCAGUCAAUGCCUUGCCGUCCACCAUCAACGGCACGCCCUUGUACGUCGCCACCUUGUCGUCGUUUGUCUUGAGCUCAGCAACGACCUCUGACCAGACUUUUGUAUUCUUCUCAUCAUGUGUGCCUUCGAAGCCUUCAACCUUCACCAGCGUACCAAGGGCGGCAUCUGCAGGUGGCUCCACGAACUCAACAACAUCCGCUUCCUUGUCAGCGGCACACAACACCAUGGCUUCACUGGUAACACCUCGCAACUUGGAUGGUUUCAGGUUGCAAAUGGCAAUCAAUCGUCUUCCUUGCAUCUCCUCCAAUGUGAAAUGAUUGGCAAGACCAGACACAACCGUAC
Molecule: messenger RNA, 1580 nt
Organism: Protomyces lactucae-debilis
Lineage: Eukaryota; Fungi; Ascomycota; Taphrinomycetes; Taphrinales; Protomycetaceae
Exons: 1
Coding region: 126-1154 (342 amino acids)
Cellular component (GO): nucleolus; chromatin
Molecular function (GO): peptidyl-prolyl cis-trans isomerase activity; macrolide binding
Source: RefSeq, a predicted model, not a curated record